UGACGUAGACUGUGGCGCGUUAUGAUGACGUACUGUGCAUCAACACAGUCAUUAACAUUAAUACUGUACACAACGGUACCCUCAGAGUUGUAGAUGGUUUUCUGAACUCUUCAACAACAUGGCCACACAAACUACAGAAAGCCCUAAGAAAGUUCUCAUCGCCAUGGACGGCAGCGAAAAUGCAGAGUAUGCUUUUAAUUGGUACGUCGACUUCUGUCACAAGGGAGGUAACCACGUCAUCCUUUGCCAUGUGGCUGACUACAAGGGCCUCGUCCAUACACCUGUGAUGUCUCUGGACACGAACCUUGUAAUGAGGAUGAUCUCGGAAGAAGAAAACAGGAUCAAACUGAUGCUGGCUAAAUUUACAGAGAUGAUCAAACGGUCUAUGAUGGACGGUCAGGUAAUCCGGGCCGUUGGAGAGUCAGGUGAAGCAAUCGUGCGUACUGCCAGGGAACAGGAAGUGGAUUACAUCGUCACCGGAAGUCGUGGUCUGGGAACAUUUCGACGGACAUUCCUGGGAAGUACCAGUGAUUAUAUCCUACACCAUUCCCAUAUUCCAGUCAUGAUCGUACAAAUCCCGAACACGAGUCAUCAAUGACGCCAUUGAUAAACACCGUCCCGUCUUCUAUUUCUGGUCAGCUGUGCAGCGUGUACAAGUGGAAGGAGUGUUCUAUUGUGUGAAAGAAUGAAAUGUUUAAAAUAGCAAUAAAGUAUGUGUGCUGUUCUUUUAAUUAUUUUUCUCACUUGUUUACCCUUUUACCAUAUGUAUUUCAUGGAAAUAGUGUUUGUCAUCAUUUACAGCACGAAUCAUUUUGUUGGCGAGGAAAACAUAUGCAAAAGUUAUCCCGCAUUUGCAUGUUGUCCUUUUGGGAAAGACAUGUUCAACUGUCAAAUCAAAGAUGGCUGCAUGUCUGCAAUAUCGUUUUCGAUCGGAUUAGAAAGUUCUGGUAGGAUAUUUCUCAAAUUUCAAAACAUAUAAGUUUUCCUUGAGUCUGGACUGGAAAACAAAAUGGCCGAAUGGCGACCACCUUUUAAUUUUAUCAGUUGAAGAUUGUUAUCGCUAUUUCUCAGAUUCUUCUUAAACCUUACGUUGAUUGUAUAUGAUUAUGUUAUAAAAAAAAUUAAGGAGAAAAGAAAGGGAAAGUAGAGAAAGAUCGACCUACACAUUGUAGAAUCAUUCAAUAUGGUAAGCGCCAAGAUCCCCCUGGGAUCUGUUUUUAUCGUGCCUUUGUUUAAUUAGAAAAUAUAUUUGCAUGAAAUUCAGUUA
Pecten maximus is the source of this 1267-nucleotide messenger RNA. Its product is annotated as universal stress protein YxiE-like. The record is from RefSeq and is a predicted model, not a curated record. NCBI's taxonomy places the organism in Eukaryota, Metazoa, Mollusca, Bivalvia, Pectinida, Pectinidae. The transcript is spliced from 4 exons. The coding region runs from base 119 to 598 and encodes 159 amino acids.